AUCUCCACGACUCUCAUGGAUUCCUGUCGGCCGACGAUAUCAGGUUCAAAUUUGAUCUCGGCGGAGGGACAACGCGAACUACACCCUCAAUUAUAGACACGUGCCUGCGCCUCUUGUCGACCGAGCUCCCGAACGAUAUCAUUAGCCACCCUUAUCUAAAAUAUGAUCUCGCGGUUCCAUACCUUCCGUGCCUAUGGAGUGUGAAGGCGGCACAGUGGAGGUGUCCACAACUACGCCAUGCCCACUUGGUAUCAUUCUAUCACAGUGACGAAACGGGGUCGGGGUCGGCCCAAACGUGUAUACAAGCAUGCGGGAAAAGGAGGGGAUUAGUGGACGACAUUCCAUAUCGACUUGGCUCGAUAAGGAGUACACGAUUGCGAACAUGGAGUGGAUUGAGAAAGAUAUACGACAAGUCAGCGCUGGGUGUUCCUUAAGCCCACGAUUGCGCAUCAUAAUGGAUGUUGUUGUCUCUGACUCUUUAUAUCGUGUACAUUUAUUUAUACCUGCUGGAGGUUCUACUAUGUAUAUUAUCGGAGCUAAUCUUCUCACCUUAUUACUACUAUCUUAGCUUCAACAUGAUCAAGC
Molecule: messenger RNA, 585 nt
Organism: Guyanagaster necrorhizus
Lineage: Eukaryota; Fungi; Basidiomycota; Agaricomycetes; Agaricales; Physalacriaceae
Exons: 3
Coding region: 308-568 (86 amino acids)
Source: RefSeq, a predicted model, not a curated record